UUCUUUCAGCUCCUUGGCCAGUGGCCUUGGUGGCACUCUACCCCUGUGGUCAGUCCAGAGCCUCUCCUGCCCAUGCAGUAUUCAGCAGCCACAGUUGAGGGCCUUAGUGGCCCGCUGUCUGGGGCCUACACACUCCCCACCUUCAAGUUCCAGCCUCGCCGUGAGAGCAUAGACUGGAGGCGCAUCAGCGCUGUGGACGUGGACCGUGUGGCCCGGGAGCUGGACGUGGCCACCCUGCAGGAGAACAUUGCUGGCGUCACCUUCUGCAACUUGGAUCGAGAGGUGUGCAACCACUGUAGGCAGCCUGUGGACCCAGUGCUGCUCAAGGUGCUGCGCCUGGCACAGCUCAUCAUCGAGUACCUCCUGCACUGCCAGGACUGCCUGAGUGCCAGCGUGGCGCAGCUGGAAGCACGGCUGCAGGCCAGCCUGGGCCAGCAGCAGCGUGGCCAGCAGGAGCUGGGUCGCCAGGCUGAUGAGCUCAAGGGUGUUCGGGAGGAGAGCCGGCGGCGGCGAAAGAUGAUCAGCACCCUGCAGCAGCUGCUCCUGCAGACCGGGGCCCACAGCUACCACACGUGCCAUUUGUGUGACAAGACAUUCAUGAAUGCCACCUUUCUCCGGGGCCACAUCCAGCGCAGGCAUGCAGGCACGACAGAAGUCGGAAAGCAGAAGCAGGAGCAGCCACUGGGCGAGGUGCUGGAGGAGCUGCGGGCCAAGCUCCAGUGGACCCAAGGGGAGCUGGAAGCCCAGAGAGAAGCUGAGCGGCAGCGGCAGGCCCAGGAAGUAGAGAUGACUCGUCAGAGGGAAAUAGAAGCUAAAAAAAAGUUUGAUGAAUGGAAAGAAAAAGAACGGAGCAAGCUUUAUGGGGAAAUAGACAAGUUGAAACAAUUAUUUUGGGAUGAAUUUAAAACUGUUGCCAACCAGAACUCUACGCUAGAAGAGAAGCUGAAGGCGCUGAAGUCCUACAGUAUGACUGAGUCCCACCUUGGGUCUCUGCGGGAUGAGGAGUCAGAGGAGAGACUCAAGCAGGCCCAGGAGCUCCAGGCCCUUCGAGAGAAGAUGGAAGUUCAGAAAACAGAAUGGAAGAGAAAGAUGAAGGCACUCCAUGAAGAGCGGGCAGCCGAGAGGAGAGAGAUGCGGGAAGAGAAUGAGAGGCUCCAUGCCACCCUGUCUCAGGAUCAGAAGAAGGCAGCUGCCCAGUCUCAGCGCCACAUCAAUGCCCUCCGUGCCCAGCUUCAAGAACAAGCCAGGCUUAUCGCGUCCCAAGAGGAGACGAUCCAGACAUUGUCCCUCAGGAAGAUGGAGGAAGUCCAAGAGUUGCCCAAGGCUGUUGUGGACACAGAGGAGGAGGACUCUUCUGAGGAAGAGCUGCAGGAGUCCCAUGAUGAGCAGCGGAAGGUGUUAGCAGCUCUGAGGCAAAACCCCACUUGGCUGAAGCAGUUCCGACCCAUCCUGGAGGACACCCUGGAAGAGAAGCUGGAAGGCAUGGGGAUAAAGAGGGGCACAAAGGGAAUUUCAGUUCAGACUCUCCGACACCUGGAGUCCCUGCUGAGAAGCCAAAGGGAGCAGACAGCCAGAAGCUUUCGUGAAUUUUGGCGUCUGAGGGAAAAACUCAAUAAGGAAGUGACCGGCAGAGUGAAGGAGAGAUGGGAGAGCACGGCUGUAGUGUCCCAGCCAGGCGGCCAGCCUCCAGUCAGAAGCCAGCCGAUCACACUGGCCACAAGGGAGGUCCGGCCAAAGACCAGGACCCUGAAUGUGGCGCUGCCAUCCAAGCCAGCCCAGCCUUCUACGCCAACUCUUCAGAGCCACAGCAGCCAUGGCCCUGGCCUCACCCAGGUGUCCACCCCCAUUCCACGCCCCCGAGUGCAUGGACCCUCCAGUACCCCUGUUUCCCCUGGGCCCGGGCUGAGCAGCACCCCCCCUUUUAGUUCUGAAGAGGAGCCAGAAGAAGACAUUGUGCAGCAAGUGUCUCUUCAGCCCCCCAAAGUUCUUUCCAGAUCUGCGCCCCAGCCGGAGGACAACUGGGGCUGGUCUGAUUCUGAGACCUCGGAGGAGAGUGCCCAGCCCUCCGGCAAGGGCUCCGGUGGGCUGGCUUCCUCAGGAACACUGGUGCAGUCGAUGGUCAAAAACCUUGAGAAACAGCUUGAAACUCCAGCAAAGAAGCCGUCCGGAGGGGUCAGUGUGUUCUUAAGGCCCAACACUGCCCUACAGAGGUCUUCCACACCAGCAAGGAAGUCUCAGCUUUCUGAGGAUGAAAGUGACUUGGAGAUCUCAUCCUUGGAAGAUCUCUCCCAGGACCUGGACCAGAGAGGAACGCCAAAGCCUUUGUCUCGAUCAAAGCUCCCAGAAAAGUUUGGUGCCAGCCCUUGGAGUUCUGGCCGACCUAGGGUUCCUGGCUGGUGAUUCUGCUGUGGUUGCCAGAGGACUUAGCCUCUUUGCCU
Molecule: messenger RNA, 2438 nt
Organism: Peromyscus eremicus (cactus mouse)
Lineage: Eukaryota; Metazoa; Chordata; Mammalia; Rodentia; Cricetidae
Product: cilium assembly protein DZIP1L
Exons: 15
Coding region: 73-2400 (775 amino acids)
Biological process (GO): cilium assembly
Cellular component (GO): ciliary basal body; cytoplasm
Source: RefSeq, a predicted model, not a curated record